Morone saxatilis (striped sea-bass) is the source of this 568-nucleotide messenger RNA. Its product is annotated as protein S100-A1-like. NCBI's taxonomy places the organism in Eukaryota, Metazoa, Chordata, Actinopteri, Moronidae. The record is from RefSeq and is a predicted model, not a curated record. The transcript is spliced from 3 exons. Gene Ontology annotation, cellular component: cytoplasm. Gene Ontology annotation, molecular function: calcium ion binding. The coding region runs from base 175 to 471 and encodes 98 amino acids.
UCUCUUUCUCUAUGCUGCUGUCUUCCUAUCCCUCCCUCUCCCACCCAUCCUUUUGGGCGUUGCCUGGCCGACUAUAAAUUCUUGAAUAAACUUUCAGUGAGCCCAUGCCCUCUUCACCGAUCAUCUCAAACUAAAGUUUUGCCUCCCUUGUGUCCUGCACCUGAUUCUGCAACCAUGACUGAGUUGGAGAAAUGCAUGGAGUCCAUGAUUAAAAUUUUCCAUCACUAUGCCGUUGAAGACGGUGAUGGGAAGACCUUAAGCAAGAAGGAGCUGAAAAAACUAGUUGAGACUGAGUUACCCACCUUCCUGAAAGCUCAGAAGAACCCCAAAAUUGUGGACUGCAUUUUGAAAGAUUUGGACCAAAACAAAGAUGAUAAGUUGGACUUUGAAGAGUUUAUUCCCCUUGUUGCUGGUCUCUCAAUGGCCUGUGAGAAGUGUUACUGCCUCUAUCAAAAGAAGGGCAAGAAGUGAAAAUGAACGAAUGGAAGUAAUGAUGUUGAUUUUUUUGAGAAUUCUGUAGCACAGAUGUGUGCCAUAUUGAUAAGUAAAAGCCACCACUGACAAGAGU